Molecule: messenger RNA, 4669 nt
Organism: Anopheles merus
Lineage: Eukaryota; Metazoa; Arthropoda; Insecta; Diptera; Culicidae
Product: mucin-2-like
Exons: 21
Coding region: 335-3949 (1204 amino acids)
Source: RefSeq, a predicted model, not a curated record
UUUGGCGCGUUUAGGAUCGUUCUGCGUGUGCCGGUGUGCCUCGCCGUGUAGGGGACAUCAUUUUUUGCUUGUGGCGCUCGUGAGCAAGGGUGGUGCCUGAAGUGCAAGGAUCAAUCAUUGUGCAUCGUAAAGAAAGAAUUAGUGCAAAUGUAAACGCAAGGAAGACAAAGUUGUUUUUGUGAACAAUUCAACACUGCCAUAUUAGGUGUAAAACGUGCUUAGAACAGUGAAUAUAGUGACCACACAACGCAGUGCGUAGCUUUUUGUAUGGAUUAAUUGUAGCUGCUUGAAGAUCAAAGAAUCGCUGUAGAACAAUCUUCCCGCUCCUACUUGAAUGGUGUGCAUUGCCGUGUGCUCGAAAAUGAAGAGCGCCACCAUAUUGCUUGGUGUGCUGCUGGCCGUCGGUACGGCCCGAGCGGACAUUUCCACGCUGCUGCGCGGUGGCUACUCAAACAACAACAUCCUGCAGGACGAUGGCUAUCACUACGACAAGCCGAAGGUUCCGUUCGAGGAGCCAACGACGCCCCGCAAGUGUGCGGUAAGCGACCAGAAUCCGGACGGCAGCUGCGGCUACGAUUAUCCCAAGCCGGAUCAAUCGUUCACACUGCCGAACGAGUAUCUGCCACCAACGACAACGACAACGCGCAGGACGACAACAACCACGCGGCCUACUACAACGACAACGCGCCGAACGACAACCACGACGCGUCCCACGACGACGACAACGCGCCGAACGACAACGACCACACGGCCUACUACAACGACCACCACUACCCGUCGUACUACUCCGGCGCAGGAAUAUCUCCCGCCGAGCACCACUACACGUCGAACGACGACCACUACCCGGCCCACGACGACGACUACGCGUCGCACAACGACGACCACGAGGCCUACGACGACGCCCAGGAUUGUGACGACCACCAAGUGUCCACCGUCGGCACAGAAUCCUGACGGUAGCUGUGGCUACGAUUAUCCGAAGCCGGAUACAUCGUUCACCGUUCCGAAUCGUGUGCCAACCACCACGACCACCCGGCGUCCUACAACCACUACAACGCGUAGAACAACGACCACAACCACACGUCCACCGACUACGACCACGCGACGUACGACAACGCCACGCAUCGUAACGACCACCAGCAAGUGUCCCCCGUCGGCCCAGAAUCCGGACGGAAGCUGUGGCUACGACUACCCGAAGCCGGAUCAGUCGUUCACCCUGCCGAAUCGUGUCCCAACGACCACAACUACGCGACGACCAACGACAACGACCCGUAGGACGACAACCACCACAAGGCCAACAACGACGACCACGCGCCGCACAACCACCACGACGCGGCCGACAACCAGAACCACUCAGCGCAUUGUAACGACGACCAAGUGUCCCGUUUCGCAGCAGAAUCCGGAUGGAAGCUGUGGCUACGAUUACCCGAAGCCCGAUCAAUCAUUCACGCUGCCAAAUCGGGUGCCGACUACAACACCACCCCGCCCGACGACGACGACCACCCGCCGUACGACAACCACGCGCAGAACGACGCCAGCGCAGGAAUAUCUUCCACCGACGACGACAACGAGGCGUACAACGACGCGGCCAACAACUACGACGACCCGGCGUACCACGACCACCACUCGUCCAACGACGACGACGACUCGCCGUACAACGACGCCCAGGAUUGUGACGACCACGAAGUGUCCACCGUCGGCUCAGAAUCCUGAUGGCAGCUGUGGUUAUGACUAUCCCAAGCCGUACCCAUCGUUCACCGUUCCGAAUCGUGUGUCGACGACCACCACGCGCAGGACAACGCCACGACAGGAGUAUCUUCCACCAACGACAACAACGCGACGUACAACGACCACCACUCGCCCUACGACGACGACCACUCGUCGCACUACAACCACAACGCGGCCAACAACUACCACUACGCGACGAACCACAACGCCGCGCAUUGUAACGACGACCAAGUGUCCACCGUCGGCCCAAAAUCCGGACGGAAGCUGUGGCUAUGAUUAUCCGAAACCGGAUCAAUCGUUUACGCUGCCUAACCGAGUGUCCACCACCACCACAACGCGUCGGCCAACGACGACGACAACGCGUCGCCCAACUACCACAACGCGUAGGACAACACCGGCACAGGAAUAUCUGCCGCCGACAACGACCACACGUCGCACAACGACACGGCCAACGACAACGACCACGCGGCGCACCACGACCACAACACGCCCAACAACUACGACAACGCGUAGAACGACAACGACCACACGGCCAACGACUAGAACCACUCAGCGCAUUGUAACGACGACCAAGUGUCCCGUUUCGGAGCGAAAUCCUGACGGAAGCUGUGGCUACGAUUAUCCGAAGCCUGAUCAGUCGUUCACCCUGCCAAACCGGGUCCCAACGACCACAACACCCAGACCAACCACUACAACACGUCGUACCACAACGACAACGCGAAGGACUACGCCCGCCCAGGAAUAUCUUCCACCGACAACAACAACGCGUCGUACGACGACCACAACCAGACCUACAACGACCACCAGGCGCACGACUACAACCACUCGGCCCACAACGACGACUACGAGACGUACUACCACAACUACCAGGCCAACAACCAGAACGACACAAAGAAUCGUAACCACAACCAAGUGUCCUCUGUCGGCUCAAAAUCCUGAUGGAAGCUGCGGCUAUGACUACCCGAAGCCGGAUCAGUCGUUCACCCUGCCGAAUCGUGUCCCAACGACCACUACUACGCGACGGCCAACAACGACAACACGCAGCACUACGACGAUUACACGCAGAACCACGCCGGCGCAAGAGUAUCUACCUCCGACGACUACAACGACCCGUCGUCCAACGACAACCACGACCCGGCCCACUACUACGACAACCCGUCGUACAACGACCACAACGAGACCUACAACCACAACCACCCGCAGAACGACAACACCACCGAGAGUAGUAACCACCACUACAAAGUGUCCACCGUCGGCACAGAAUCCGGACGGUAGCUGCGGAUACGACUACCCGAAACCGGACCAAUCCUUCACACUGCCAAACCGAGUGUCCACCACUACAACGCGCCGACCAACGACGACCACUCGUCGGACCACUCCAGCACAGGAAUAUUUGCCACCGACCACUACGAGGCCAACUACAACCACUACGAGGCGAACGACUACCACAACGCGCCGUACAACGACAACUACACGGCCAACAACAACGACAACACGAAGAACCACACCGGCUAUCGAGUAUCUACCGCCAACGACAACAACAACGCGCCGCACAACAACGACGACGCGUCCGACAACUACGACGACACGCCGCACAACCACCACCACGACACGACCAACAACGCGAACGACUCCACGCGUCGUGACCACGACCAAGUGCCCACUGUCCGAGCAGAAUCCGGACGGAAGCUGUGGCUACGACUACCCGAAGCCGGAUCAAUCGUUCACCAUUCCGGAUCGUGUCCGUACGACCACCACCCAGCGACCAACGACGACAACACGUCGUCCUACGACCACCACGCGCACGACGACAACAACACGUCGAACGACACCGCCACUGGAGUACCUUCCACCAACAACCACCACGAGAGUAAGAAUGGCAUUUUCACGGCUCUUGUUUUCUUCCUGCAUCCUUCGAUUAACACAAUUCACACAACUAUUCUUGCAGCGAACGACAACGCGCCCACCGACAACGACGACGACAACUCCAAGGCCUACUACCACCACCACUAGACCAACGACCACGACCAAGGGUUGUAGCGAGGCGGAGCUAAACCCGGACGGUACCUGCGGGUACGAUUAUCCGAAACCGCCUAACCCACUGACACUGCCGCCAAAGAUUCCGACCACGACCGUGCGGACAACGCCCGCGCCCGAGUAUCUGCCACCGGAUGAAACGACCGGCUACUCGUACCCGAAGCCAGCCAUACCGUUUAACUUCUAGGGAGAGCGGUUUGCUCCUCUUUCCUCUGAACAAGAAUUUUCAUUGCUAGCUUCUCUCCCCUUUUAAGAUGAUUCCCUACGCUUCCUCUGUGUGUGUUUGUCCUGCAUUGUUUCGUAUGUGCUGUGUACAUCGUCAUCCUCUUCAUGAUCACCAUUACCAUCAUUCUAUUAUCGGUGACGUCGGUUAGAGCGUGCGCUUUAUUUUCUUACUAUUACCAUACUGCCCUAAAUGCCCAACUGUCUGACGGUUCAUUUUAGUUUAGUUCUAAGGCAUUAGCUAGUAGCAUUAUCGUCCAGUGUGCUAGAGAAAGCAAAUCUAAAAGCCUCCACCCGGUUUUCUGUUUCUUUCGGUUGGAUUCUUCACCUCCCUUUCUCUCGUUCAGGUCGACGAUUAAGUGUAAGGUUACUCGGUAAACGUUUGAAAUCGAUAAAACAAACCAACAAAUCUGUAUCGCAACAAUACUCACCCACAAACGGCGACUCGAUAGUUUUUUUUUUGUAGUCAAAGCAGAAGUUUGUCCCCGUGUUAACGAAAGAGAGGGAGAAAGGCCAGUUGUAGCUAGUAGAUGUGUUACUUUAAACGAAAAAUGUGUUGUGUUCGAUAUCGUGCAGAAUAUGAAGGAGUGUGUGUGUGUAUGUGUGUUUAUGAAACCAGAAAAGAUAGCAAUGAGUAGCGGAAAUAAAAAGAAAAUCCCACAGAUGAAAAUGUGAAUAAUUUAAA